Molecule: messenger RNA, 3623 nt
Organism: Onthophagus taurus
Lineage: Eukaryota; Metazoa; Arthropoda; Insecta; Coleoptera; Scarabaeidae
Product: exportin-4
Biological process (GO): protein export from nucleus
Cellular component (GO): cytoplasm; nuclear pore
Molecular function (GO): nuclear export signal receptor activity; small GTPase binding
Source: RefSeq, a predicted model, not a curated record
UAUAGAGAUCAUUGUAGAUGGCGCUGUUAACAUUUCUUGCUGUCAGUAAAUAAAAUAACCUAUAAAUUCACAAAACAAAGUGCUAAAUUUAAUACGAGUUUUAUGUGAAGAAUGUAAAAAUGUCAUCGGAGGUGAUAAAAGAAUUAGAAAAUGCUGCAGCGGUGGUAAAUGCUCCACCGCAUUUAGUAACUGCAGAACAACGUCGAAUUGCGGAAAAUGUAUUCAUGGAUUUCCGCCAAUCAAAAUCGCCCUAUGUAAUAUGUCGAGAGAUUUUAGAAAAUUCAAAAAUUCCUUUUGUUCUCUUUGAAGCUAGCGAGGUUUUAAAACGGGCUUUAAUUCGCGAAUGGUCAUUUUUACAAGAAUCGGACAUAAUCUCAUUGAGACAAUACUUAAUGCAAUACAUUAUAAGUAGGGAUUUACCAGCUUUCGUUCAAGAUAGACUCUUACAAGUUGUUUGUAUAAUGGUUAAACGAGCUAGCGUGGAUGAUUUUGGUCAAGAGCGUGGCGUUAUCCUUUCAGAGGUCGAAAGUUUAAUCGUAUCUGCUGAUCCUUCGAAACGUAUUUUAGGUUGCAAAUUGAUUUUGAAUUUAAUGCAAGAAUACGCGAUAACCGUAAAGUCUUCCGACGUCGGUUUAUCUUGGGAAAUUCAUUUUAAAGUUAAAAAACAAUUUGAAGCAACCGAUUUAAAACGUAUUUUUAAAUUUUCAAUUCAUAUUUUAUCUGAAAUUAUUCAAUCGGAUAACUUAAAUGAUCCACAAAUUGUUAUUUUAACAAAGUAUUUGUUAAGUAUUGUUGAAAAAAUUCUUUGUUGGGGUUUUCGAUCAAGUCCUCUUCCAAAAAAGAUAAUUGGAGUUUAUGAAACUUUAUUUGAAUUGGAUGAAGCUCCAUGUUUACGAUUGGGAUAUGAGUGGAAAGAGAUUAUGUUGGCACCUCAACUUUUACCAAUUAUUUUUCAAUUAUAUUGGAAAGUUAGGGAUAAUGAAGAGUUGGCGCACCCCGCUUUAACCUCUUUGGUACAGUUAGCUUCUUUAAACGGAGGAAUUUUUAAAUCUGAAGAAGAUAAAAAUAAAUAUUUGUUAGGUUAUAUGGAAAAUUUUUUGAAAUUAAUCAGUAGUACAAGUGUUAAAAACGAAGAAGCUUUGGGUUUAGCAAAUUUAAUUAAAAAAUUGGAAGUUUUUUUUGGAAAAGAUAUUGUUCAACUUCCAAGAGCAAUACAUGAAUCAUAUUUGGAUGAUUUAACAAGAUUAACUUGCACCUUUUCAGAACGAAUGUCAAUGAAUACAUCAGAAUUAGAUAAAUAUUACUCAGAGUCUUUUGAUAAUAUGUUGGAAGCUUGGACUGAAAUAAUUAAAGAUUUUUCCGAUGAAGGUUCAGAUUUACUUGUUGUUUGCGCCCGGAGAAUAUUCGAUACUUAUUUGCAAUGCCAUCUAGCGCCUAACGAUGGAUUUAGAAACCGAAGUGAUAACGAAAACGUUGAAGAAAUCGAAGAUAACGAGGAUAAUGACCGAAUCAAAUUCAAAGAUCAAUUACAAAGCGUUGGAAUGUUGGGGAGACUCGUUUUAGAUCAUUCACUUCCACUUUUAUAUCAAUUAUUAGAAUCUAGAAUAACAAAAUUAGGAUUACAUCUACAAACGAUGCAAUCUCGCCCAAUGACAAUAAAUGAAUCAACAAAUUUAGAUGAUUUAUUCGAAGAUAUCCAUUGGAUUAUUUUAAUAUCGGGACAUGUUUUAUGUAUGGAAUCGGAAGGUGAAACCCCAUUAAUCCCCUCCGAAUUAAAUAAAUUCUCAAUAACCGAAAAUGAACGGGGAAUCACCACCGUUGAAGAUACCUUAAAAACGAUGGCUUCAAUCCAUCAAAAUUUCACAAACGAAGACUUUAUUGUACGAUGUGACAAAACAAUACGGAUUUUUUGUAACGUUUUGAGAUUGUGUCAUAUGGAAACGACGGCGGCUGAAGUAAAAUUGGGGCAUUUUAUGAGCCCGGAAGUUGGGUGUACUUUGAUGUGGUUUUUAAAACGGUUUUGCGUUCACUAUUUGAUGCCGGUCGAGGGAUUUUACGACCAGAUUAGUUCGGUAAUUGUUGGGGCUUUGGGACGAGAUACGGAAGGUUCUGCUUUCGUCCUAAAUUUGGUUCUAACAAAAAUUAGGGCUAACAUAACCCAUUUCAAUUCCGAGCCGAUUUUGUUGCAGGAUACUGUUGAUUUAUUUACGGAAAUCGUUGGUGUUCGAUUAAAAACAACUGUAGUUGUUAAAAGUGAAGGUUUAUGGAAUUUAUGGGCUGAACAAUCUCGUUUAGAUCCAGGUUCUUUACCAGUAAACAUCAGAAGAAAUCUUUUACGUGCGUUUGUAUUAGCUGGUUGUUCGUUUACGGAUAAAAAUCAUUCGUUGGAGUAUUAUCAGAGGAUUUUAUCGCCGAUUCAGCACAGUUUUAAAAUGUUGGUUACUCAAGAACGUUUUAACGUGACAUAUCAAGAGGAGAAUGUUCGCGCGGAACUUCUUGACAUUUUAGAAUGUUUUAUUGGAACUUGUCGAGCCGCUCAGAUGUCAACAUCGAAAAUUCUUUUUGAUUUUUUGUCACCGAUUUUAAAUGAAUUACCUAAAAUUGUAACUUUAUAUAAAAAUUACCAGAUCAUUGUUCAAGCAGUUUUAGAACUUUUUGGGUACACUGGUAAGUUUAUGUUGGUUUAUUUGGAAUACGAGGAAAGCAAAUUAUUUUAUGAGAACGCUUUAAGUGUUGUUCAAGCUUACUCUAACGUAAACUUAAAUAAACUAACAACGCAAAGUCAGAGUUUACAAGAAGAAGGAACUCUGCAAGAUUUAGAUUUAAUUUUAAAAUUACUAACUUAUGUAGUUUCAAAAGACUGUCUUUGUUGUUAUGAGAUAAAUCCAACUGAUGGAACGUAUGUUUCCGCUGUAGAUGUAGUUUUGUAUGGUUUAAGUUUCAUAACUCCAUUAAUAACAAUCGAUUUACUCAAACAUCCAACGUUAUGCGUUCAAUAUUAUAAAUUAAUUGUUUUUACAAAUGACAUUUAUCCCGAAAAAAUUUGUUCUACCUCCGAAGAUUUUUUCGAUAAACUCCUUUUAUCUAUCGAAUUAGGUUUAACACAAUUCGGUUCGGACGUCGUUCAUUCGUGUUUCGAUUUCUUAGAAUCCCUCACAGUUUAUUUAAUUCGUACAAAACCUCAAGUGCCUCAAAUUGUUUAUGGAAAAGUGUCACGUUUCUUAAAAAUUUUAUUUGACUUAGCUUUAACACAACAAUUCAAUUCGGACGUUAUUCCGAGCGCUAGCACGUGCAUUUAUUCGUUUAUUUGUUGCUAUGAGGGCGAGUACAAGGUAUUCGUUAAAAAUCUAAUCGAUUCAUGUCUUGAUACGUUAGUUGCCGAACGUUUAGCGGUUGCGUUUAUGAAAUUAACGGAAAAUCUUCCUUUAAACGGUGAACGAGCGCCGAAAUUAAAAUUCAGGGAUAAUUUCGAUAAAUUUAUAACGAAUGUUCAAGGUUUUCUUCUUGUUAAAUAGCAUAAAAAUAUUGGGGAAUGUGUUUCUUCCUUAGAUUUUAUGUGUUAUGAUAAUGAUUUUUUCUAUAUUUUCAUUUAUCAUUAUUUGUAUUUAAUUGAAGUUAUUAUU